GAGUAUGAAACUGCUUAUAGUGAAGAAAGUUCUCAAGAAAGAACAGGUUCUCUUGAGGCUAUAAAUGAUUUUUCUUCUAAUAUUCAAUUCAUUGAAUCUGCCCAAUUCACGUCACCCGCCCAAUCCACUAUCCCAUUAAAUAUCAAUUCGCCACUCAUCAGCAAUAAUACAAUUAACACUUUAGCACAAGCAACGAAUUUAAACUUUAGCAUUAU
This is a messenger RNA of Scutellospora calospora, 215 nucleotides long. The record is from the annotation of a GenBank genome assembly. NCBI's taxonomy places the organism in Eukaryota, Fungi, Glomeromycota, Glomeromycetes, Diversisporales, Gigasporaceae.